UUCAGUAGAGUGAAAUAAAAAAUGAUUUCAAUACUUUACAGAUUUUAUUUUUCUCUUUUUUUCCACAUGCUCUGUGAGCAUUGCCAUUUUUCCAAGAUGGAAAAAAAUACACAUUAAAAUGUACAAAUGUUCAAUUUAACAGUGUGAGAUUUGACUAAUUAGAGACGUGAUUACAUAUAUGGCAAAAAGUGAAUUUAGUAUAAAGUGGAGCUAAUAUGCUAACAAAGAUCAAGUUAAGGAAAAACAUACAUAUAAAAAAAUGUAAAAUAGCCCUGAUGCUACAUUGUGAACAACAAAAGACUAAUGGAACCAAAAUGUCCUCCUUAAAAAGAAUUUUGUGACUUUAUACAUUUCUUGUAACAUUUUUCAUCUAUAAAGAACACUCUGUUAUGGACAAAAAGACUCUUUGUCUUUUCUCUAUCGUUUUUAUCUGCUCACACGUACACAGCUGCACGCUUGCAUUAAAUUAACAUUUAAGACUGGCAACAGUCACACAUAAACAAAAACUGAUUAAGGCAGGACACCUUGGAGAGGGAGCAGAAUGAGAAAAAAAAUGAAGCAGAACUCAUGCUACAAUUGCUUCACUUGGUGUCUCCCCUAAGGUGAGCUGAGUGGAGCCCAGUCUGUUUUAUAUUUAACCUAAGCUCAUUAUUUCUCAAGGUAAAAAUGGUGUUUUAAUCGUUACCAGACUCGCUACAAGUCCUGGUUACCAGGACGGGUAAUCGGUGGUGUUGUACAGAAGGGAAAAUGAGUGAACUACAUAAACUCUGACACCAAUUUUCUCACCUUCUAUGAGAAGAAAACAUUUUGUUUAAAAAUCGUGACAAGAUCUCUAAAGAAAAUAAGAACCAAAUAGUUGUCUUUUCCACUUACACAAAAGAAUUGAAGAAUUCAUUUUCCAUAAUUAUGCAUCGAGUCUUCCCUGUAAUGACUUUCUGCAAAAGAAAUGCCAAAUAAAUAUAAAUUCAUGUGCGUUUUGUGACUGAGAUUUUUCAAUUGCAACUUCAUACAUUUUUUAGUAAAGAUUUUCAAAACUGGGUAUUGUACAAGAAAUCUACUCAUCUUUAAGAUGUAAUAUGAUAAAAUUCGGUCUUCUAUCUAUGAAGAGUUAAAUUAUGAUAUGAACUAUUUGAACAUAAAACUUCACAUUAAACCAAUCUCAUAAUAAACCAGUAACAACAGACUUUUUGUAUGUCUGUAAAACAUGAGGCCGUUAAGUUAUUGCAGUGCACACAACAUUUAAAUCGCGUAGAGCGCCAUUGUUUCUGUCAUUUGGACAAAAUGCCUGUCGGAACAUUAAUAAAACACGGAGCGCUGACUGUCCGUAUUAGAAGAGUCUUUAUUAGAAGACACUCCUCCUGCUCCCGCUACUCCGCUCCUCUACAGCCAGUCGAUGUGCGGGAGGAAAUUCGCAACUCCCAUCUUUUUCUUUUUUUUUUUUUUUUUUCUUCUCGAUCGUUGUCUCCAUCGUCGUGAAGACAAAGAGGAGCCCCGCAAAGUGAAGAUGGGCUGCCAUCAGUAACGGGAGAAGCCGCUCCUGUAAAGUCACUUGUUUCUGCAAGCGUCCCCGCCCGGAGGCGAGACAGCAGGCGCCGGUCCUCGGAGACUCUCCGCGGCUUGGGAUGCGCAGAGAUGCAAAAAGAGCGAGCGAGCGAGGGAUUGUGAUUGGCCGCGCUCAUCCUGAAAGCCACCGAGGAGCAUCGGGCGAGGCAUGUCAGAGAAUUCACGGGGAGGCAUCAAACUUGGAGAAGACGUGCGUCGACGCGUUUGUUUGCAGCAGCACCGGGCUGUGUAGGUAAACUUGCACCAUCUCCCGCCCCGCAAGGACCCAACGAGGAAAGGACGCGCUUUCCGUGGUGCUGAAAACGGUUGGGCUCGGCUGAUCAACUAGUGAAGAAGAGGAGAGACAGUCUCACUUUGUUCCCCAGCGUCAUGGUAGAUGUUGGAGCUUUGAUUAGAACCUAUUAUAUACGCACCAUACUGUGCUGCAUUAUGGUGUGGAUGAAGUUAAGGAUGGAGAUGGAUUCCCUUUGCAUACGACUACGAAGAAUGCCCCGUGGCUUUUGGUUCAUCCUGCUGCUUGGCGUUGGAGGUGCACUUCUCUUCCUUCACGAAGAGAUCUUGUCAGAGAUGUUCCUACAGCAAGGCCCUGCAAUGAGCUCCCCACCGCAGUCCAAAGAGGGCCUCCAAGCUGCAGAAGCCAACCCCGUYUCCCCAAUGCAGCACCCGAACGUUGAGGAGAGCAAACRGAAAGCUACCACUGUCUCUCAGGAGCAGGAUAUAGGCACCCCUCAAAUCACCAAGAGACAACGCAAACUACUGAAAACAAGUCCUCAGAUCACCCACAGCAAAAAUGUCUCCCUAACAUCUCUUCCUGGUUUUUCUGCAGAAGGGAGCUGGAGUAACCUCUCAAGUAUCUUAGAAGCUCGGAAGCAGGUAAUGAAGAAUAUGUGUGCAAAAUAUAAAAGCGGCAUAUCAAGGACGAUCACACCGGAUCAUGUGAAAUACAUAUAUGUGGAGGAGAAAUACAAAGUAUUGUACUGUGAGGUUCCCAAAUCAGGCUGCUCCAACUGGAAGAGGACCCUUAUAGUGUUGUCGGGCAAGGCGUCCAACCCGGACAGCCUUAAUCAUGAACAGGUACACUAUGGUGGUUACCUCAAGACGCUGAACAGAUUCAACCCAAAAGAAAUAAUGCACCGUCUCCAAACCUAUAAAAAAUUUAUGUUUGUCCGUGAGCCCCUGGAUAGGGUUGUGUCAGCAUAUAGGGACAAGUUUGAGAAUCCCAAUAACUACUACCACAAUCUGUUUGGAAAACCCAUCAUAUCAAAAUACAGGGUGGCCCCAUCUACAGAAGCCCUUAAAACUGGCAAUGGGGUCACAUUCAAAGAGUUUGUGCAGUACUUGCUGGAUGGCCACCGACCGGUGGGAAUGGACAUCCACUGGGAGCAAAUGAACAAGCUCUGCCACCCUUGUCUCAUAGACUACGACCUGAUCGGCAAGUUUGAGAACAUGGGGGAGGAGUCCAACUUCCUGCUGCGAAUGAUCGGAGCACCGGACAGCCUCAAACUACCUAGUUUUAAAGACAGGAAUCCAAAAGACGUGCGGACCUCUAAAGAGAUCACGGAAAAAUACUUUUCCCAGGUCAGCUUGAUGGAGAGACAGAGAGCAUACGACUUCUACUACAUGGACUAUCUGAUGUUCAACUACUCCAAGCCUUUUAAUGAUCUUUACUAGUCCAUCACAUGCCAUGGAUCUUUAAUCAGUAACAUUCCACAUCUACAUCUCCACCAUGGUUUUAAUCUUAACACAAAUAACAACAAUUCAUGCGCAUCAUUUGGUUUUUUGGACCCAAGAAGAGACCAAAUAUUUGGAUUUAACAAAACCUUAUUUUUCUUUGGGGGGGUUCACCACAAAUAUAUUUAGUAUUUAAGUUGUAUUAAAUUGUCCAACUAGUCAGUGAUUUAAAUAAAUGUGUAAACACAAACAAAGUGAAAGAGUUAAUAGACUUUAAUCUUAGUUUGAGUCAAGUCGGCGUUGUAAUAGAUGUAAGGAAGUGAUAGGCAACARUAUUUACAGUGAAAAGGGUUAAACAAGUGUUAAUGUCAGACAAAGAGAACCUGAGUAAAAAAAAAAACAAAGCAGUUUUUAAAUGAGGAUUUCAUUCAGUAAGGUGAAAAAGGCAUCCAAACCAACAUGGACCUUCAUAGAAAAAGUAAUCACUGCUCUUGUUAAAUCAUGAAUUGAUUGUGCUGCAUCCACAGCUGAUUACUGUGUGAGCUGCAGAAUAAAGAUUUAACUUUCAUAGAACCUGCUUGACAACAUUGGCAUGGCUAAAAGAAAUAUCUCAAAAAGCAAAACAUCUUUCCCCAAUCUAAAAAGAAAAAUCAGAGGAGAACAAAGUCAAGGUGAAAACUCUCCAAAAAGAGCACAAAGGAAUGUCUUACAUUGUCUUACAAUACAUCCAAAGAAGUUGAAAAGUUUGGGAAAAUGUUCUCAAAAGUGAUGAAAUGAAACUGAAACUAUUUGAAAGUUCUGCAUCCUGCUGCAUUACAGACAGAUAAUAACCUUUCAGAAUAUAAAUGUCUUACUGUGGCUGCUUUGGGCCCUGAAAUGUCUGUUCAGUUUGUGGUCUGCUCAAGGGCACAUGGGUAGGAACAUUUACCAAAGUUCACCAGCAACUCCUCUGGCUCAAAACAAAUAAGGUUUUGCAGCGAGCGCUCUCCAGAGUUUCUCUACAUGUUAAAAGCUUAACAAAAGAUAAUUAUAUUUAUAAGAAACACUUGUUGGCUGCUUUUUGGCUUAGUUUUACAGUUAAUUCAUGAUUUGAAAAGGAUUUUAAUUACUUUUUCACAUAUUGCCAGGUUGGUUUGAACAACUUUAUUUCUGGCUUGUUUUUCCUCAGUUAAUAUUUUCUCAGAUAUUAGAAUCAGUUUGACAAGCAGAGACAUUUGAAUGURUCAAAACAAGCUAUGUAACUUUGAAUUACUACUAUUUAAUUCUUGGGRAAAAAAAUGUUUCAUUUCUAUUGGCUUCUAUUGGUUUUUGAAAAUCUAUUUCUUUUAUUUUGAAAUUUGAAAUGUUUUUUCCAUUUAUUAUGUGACUUACAGUAGGUCAGCCAUCAGUAUACCUUUGUGUACGAGUUCUAAUGCAGAUCAUUUGUGUAAAUGGCUUUACUAAUAUAAACUGUAACAAACUUAUACUCUUAAUAUUAAGAGUAAAAAAAAAACUUUAAAAUGUGUCAAAUGCUGCCCGCUUGAAAGCUGUGUGCACUUAUUGUAGCAUUUUUAUACUUCUAACACAAACAUAAUGUAUAUGUAGUCCAACUCAUAACUGUGCUGUGGGUCCCGCCGUCACCAGAGGUUGUUUCUGGAGGUUGUUGGCGUAAAUGCAAGGUAAAAGUUGUUGUUGCCCGUAUCCCUGUAUGUUGGUGGUGCUGACUUGCCAGUCAAUCAAAUCCCUCAAAAUGAAAUGAGCAGCAUGCUGUUGUUAUGCAGACAAAAACAGUUGCAGUUGAUUUCAGUAAUGUGUUCCUUGAAAUAUUGGAUGAGGAAAAGAUUGUGGUCAGACUUCACCAUCAGCCGCGUUAAAUAUCUCCUGAACAGCUUUCACUUCCAGAUCUCACGCCGUCCGUAGCCCUAUUUAUAUGUAUCACAUGUAAUCUUCACUACUGUACAGGCUUCUUUCUGACUCUACUGGGUAGAAUUGUAUAAUGGGCAUUCAGAUGACUAUAUAUUUUUCUAUGUAUUUCUAAAAUCCAUGUGAAUAUAUAUAUAUAUAUAAAAAAAAGAUAUACUUAGUGCUUCUUGGUGAAAGUACGUUUAACUCUAUUUGAUGUCAUUUAUCUCUCUUUGAGUAAUACUAGUGUAGAGUGUUGUGUCACUGAAGAGUUUCUUUCCAAAGCUGAAUAUCCACCAGCAGAAAACGUUUCUGAAGACGUAGGAACAAAUUGAGCACACAAGAUUCUGCACAGGUGAAAUUGGAACAGUUGGUGGUUUAAGGUGCGUUUCCACUGCAGGAACCUUUUCCAGGAAGCAAAGUUGUUGGAUUUUUUUUUUUUUUUUACCUUGGUUUCCACUUCAGAAACAAGGGCCAAAUCAGAUAACCAAGGUAGAAAUAUAUGCAAAAGCUGUUCUGAUAGAGGUGGGGGAAAAAACUGAUGGGCUUUGAGCUGUGGGUGCGAAAUAUUUUUUACAGGUUGAACAUAACCCAGCAUUCUGUUUCAGUCAUCCCAGCUUAACCUUUUCACAGUUAAUUUGAAAUAAUGAGACAAGAGAAAUUAUUAAUGGUGUUUGCAAACCAUAAAAGUCCACUCGCUCUUGUAGAGAAUCAUGUUAACAUUCAAACACAUUAAUGAAAUCAUCUAAGCUUGGUGGUUAACUGAAUAAAUUAAAUGAGCCACAGACUUCUACUUUCAGCCAUCUGUGGAAAUUGGAGAGUAACAUUUGUGUGAAAGCAGAUUUUUACUAUACCACAUUUAUAUAUUGAGUUGCAUUAACAUUGAAGCUGGUGCAGCUUUUGUGUCCUGUUAAUGGAGGCUUUAAGUUUUAAAACUGGAUUUUUUUUUUUCCUUUUUCCUUUUCUCUCCUUUGAUUCACAACAAAAUCUGCCAAAGUAAAAGUUGCAGUUAUAACUUUAAAAUUGAAGUGACUCUAUGUAAACUAUAAAGCGUGAUUACAAUAUCGGAUAUCGUUGUCAUCGUCAAAAAUAAUAGCUUUUAUUGUUCGGCUUUGAAUUUGAUUCCUUUCCCCACACACACAACAAGACAGAAACAGCACAGUUCACAUGAAAUCCAUUUUAGUCUCUCAUUUACACAAAGUUUGAAGUGRUGGUACUUGGUUUUAACCGAUAUGAGCCGAUCUGAUCUCCUGUUGAAGUGGGCAAAUAUAUCUGUGCCUCAGCAUCAGUGGACAUAGUUUGAGUGACCACAGACAAAAUGCACAUAAAAUGCAAGGAUAGCAAAAAAUGUUUCCAGGAAAUUAAAUCCCUCUGGAAUAAUUCUGGGUCUCAAUGUGGAAACGCACCUUUAGAGAAGAAAGCAUCCUAUUCUGUAAAAAAAAAAAAAAAAAAAAAAAAAGAUAUAUAAAAGUUUGGAAAUAAGCUCUUUGAUUAUUUAAACUCUGAUGUUUGAUGAGCUUAAUUCCACCUCAUAACACAUCUURGCUMCUGACAUUUUUUUUAACCCCAAAUUAGUUGUGUGUGUGUUUAGUGGAUGGCACUGAAUGAAGUUUUUAGCUCCUCAACACAAAAAUGCGUCUUUCACCCCUCUGAGAGUGUAUAUUAUAGAAAUACUGCUGAAAUACACUGGAGCUGCACUAUUAUGUCCAUGAUUAUACACCACUGAUAUAUUCAUCACACAGAAUGCAACUUUCAGGACAUAAAAGUGCGUUCUGUUUGAACUCAAAAGUCAGAUUUUCCAAAGUCGGCCAUCAUCAAGUAACCUAGCAGGUUCAGUAUCUUAUACAGCUUGUGAAAUCUGCAGAUGCUAUUGAUAAAAACUUUCUACACUUUAUACCUUAUUAAACCAGUUGCACUUAGAGUGAUGUAAAAUAUCUAUUAGUAAAAGUGUUCCUUUUAGUGGUUUUAAACACUUAAGAUGGAAAGAAAUGCAUUGUUAUUGUCUUGUACUGCUAACAGUAGGUAGCAACACAGCAACUAGUAAAUCUUACUAGUUUUCCGAAUCAGUGCAACAUCCUUCCCAGAUCCAAGCUCCAACUUCUGAGACAAACAGAACGCAGCAUAAGACUUACUUUUAGUUGUUGUUGUUAUUUGUCUCUAUUUGAUGCAGGUCACACUGCUUAAUGUGCACUAACAGUCUCACUCAUGCAUACUUGCACUUUGUAAUCAGUUGCUAAAUUACAUUUUAACUGUAGAAUUAAGCAUGGCUUUAAAAUGAAGUGGAAAAAAAUUACAGUUGUUCAGUCUGUUGGCUCACUGUGAACCUUCACUCUGACUAGUUGCUGAAAUGAAGGUUGAGGUCUCUAAAUUACCAUUUACAUUUACAUUGAUUUAGUUUUAGCUUGCAGGUUAAAUUGAGGGGGGAAAUGACUAAAUUGCUGACAUGCAAGACAAUAACGUCAAGGUAACAAUUUGAUAUGACAUGUAACUAAAAUAUAUUUAUGUUUUACUCCUAUUAGAACCUAAUUAAUCAUUAUUCUGCUUUGCGCUUUUGCUCUCUUGAAAUGUUUGUCUUGAAAAAUGAAUAAUGAGGAAAUUAAUUUGUCUGUUGAAUACAAUAAAUUAUAAUUCAUAAAAUCUAUGCCACACAUUAUAACAGGUUUCAUGAAAAUACAAUACAGACUUUAACUGGUGUUAAUUAUAUGAACAUUUUGUUGAGACGUACUUGGCUUCAUUGCCAGGUUCUACAUGUUGUGGAGGUCUGGGGUAAACUCUGUCCUUUUUGCCAAGCUGUUGCCAAAGCAGUUAUUGCAUUAUGAAAAGUGUUGUGACACUGUUGUAUUGAGGUAACUGGGGACAAAUUUAUCAUGAGCAUAACUACAGUAACAAGUGAAUGUAUAACCUAUUCUUGGUGCAAAUGUGUGAAACUGAUUAUCUUAAGCCCUUUGCCUUAUUUUUACACUGCCUAUCUAAUGGUGUAUUUCAGGAAGACCUUUUUCAGGUGGUUAUUUCUGGCUGAUGAGUGUCUACUAAUAAAACUGUCUUUUAGCAUA
Poecilia reticulata (guppy) is the source of this 8168-nucleotide messenger RNA. RefSeq names its product carbohydrate (N-acetylgalactosamine 4-0) sulfotransferase 8 (gene chst8). Gene Ontology annotation, molecular function: sulfotransferase activity. NCBI's taxonomy places the organism in Eukaryota, Metazoa, Chordata, Actinopteri, Cyprinodontiformes, Poeciliidae. Gene Ontology annotation, biological process: carbohydrate biosynthetic process; proteoglycan biosynthetic process. The record is from RefSeq and is a predicted model, not a curated record. Gene Ontology annotation, cellular component: membrane.